This is a messenger RNA of Drosophila serrata, 1537 nucleotides long. RefSeq names its product mediator of RNA polymerase II transcription subunit 10-like. Gene Ontology annotation, biological process: regulation of transcription by RNA polymerase II. The record is from RefSeq and is a predicted model, not a curated record. Lineage: Eukaryota; Metazoa; Arthropoda; Insecta; Diptera; Drosophilidae. Gene Ontology annotation, cellular component: mediator complex. Gene Ontology annotation, molecular function: transcription coregulator activity.
AAAAAAAAGCCGCAGCACGCUCAGUAAAGGAAUUAAGGAAUAACUCCAUAAACAGCAGUUAAAAAUGUCGGCACCAUCUGAUAACCUGGAGCCUGCUUCACCUAAGGGCCUGAUGUCUGCUCUACCUGACAUCUCGGAUCCUGCUCCACUGGAAAACCCGGUAUCUGCUCGAAAAUUUGCUCUACCUAAAAACCUGAAGUCUGCUCCAAUGGAAAACCCGGUGUUUGCUUCACCUAGAAAACCCAUGUCUGCUCCACUGAAAAACGUGAAGUCUGCUACACCAGAAAACCUGAAGUCUGUUCCACCUAAAAAACUAAAGUUAGCUCCACGUGAAAUCCCCGCUGCACUGGAAGCCCCAGUGUUUGCUUCACCUAGAAAACCCUUGUCUGCUUCACUGACAAACCAGAAGCCUGCAAAAUUUAAAAAACCGCUGUCUACUCCGCUGAAAACCCUGAAGUCUGCAACACCGGAAAACCUGGACUAUGCUGCACCUAAAAAACUGAAGUUGGCUCCACCUGAAAACCAAAAGUUUGCUGCACUGGAAAACCCGGUGUUUGCUUCACCAAGAAAUCCCGGGUCUGCUCCACCUAGAAAACUCGUGUCUGCUCCACUGGAAAACCCGGUGUUUGCUUCACCAAGAAAUCCCGGGUCUGCUCCACCUAGAAAACUCGUGUCUGCUCCACUGGAAAACCCGUUGUUUGCUUCACCAAGAAAUCCCGUGUCUGCUUCACCAAGAAAACACGUGUAUGCUCCACUGGAAAACCCGGUGUUUGCUUCACCAAGAAAAUCCGUGUCAGCUCCACCUAGAAAACUGGUGUCUGCUCCACUGGAAAACCCGGUGUUUGCUUCACCAAGAAACCCCGUGUAUGAUACACUGGAAAACCCGGUGUUUGCUUCACCAAGAAAACUCGAGUCUGCUCUACCUAGAAACCCCGUGCCUUCUCCACUGAAAAACUCGGAGUCUGCUCCACCGAUGAACCAGAAGCCUGAUCCAUCUAAAAACGCGGACUCAUCUCCAAUGAAAAAUCUACAGUCGCACCUGGAGCUGUUCAUCGAGAACGUGCGACAAAUUGAACUCAUCGUCCGCGACUUUCAACCCCGGACACAGGUCGUUCUCAACCAGAAGAUCAAUGGCAUGAUAGGCGGCCUCCGGGAUCUUAAUAAGCUUCGUGCCCAGGUGGCGGACGUUUAUGUGCCCCUCGAGGUGUGCUAUGACUACAUUGACAAAAACAAGAAUCCCCAUCUGUAUACCAAGGACGUUCUGUUGAAGACACAGGCCAAGAACGAGGAGGUCAAGGGCACUGUCGAGGCCUUCCAGAAGUUCAAGUCACAUCUGCUGUUCGAACUGUUCAAGACUUUUCCCGACGAGAUGAACACCUAUCGCGCCUACAGGAGUGACACAAUGGGAGAUGGAAUGGAUGAAGAUAAGGCACCACCUACAGCCUAGGACGAACCUUUGUUGGCCAUGAUCAACACCUCCCUGAAGUGCGGCAUCUUCGUUACCUUCAUGUUUAUGGGAAACUGCCCCAAGAUAACC